UAGUGUUGUCGUCUUUCUAUAUAGGUAGAUCUUAUAAAAAGUAACAGAGACCCUGAGAAUGUGCAACAAAUUCUAAACUAGAAUUGCGAAAAUGGACUCCAAUGAUGAAACCAUUAUGAACGAGGAGGAAUGGCUUUUGGGUAAGGAGCUUUGCAGCUUUUCCUGUCUUCCCAUGGCCAUGAAAGCUGCGAUAGAGCUUGAUGUUCUACAAAUCAUAUCAACUGCAGGUUCUGGCCUUCAAAUUUCCCCUACCCAGAUUGUGGCCCAAAUUCCAAACGUAACAAACCCAGAUGCAGCAAUUACUUUAGAUAGGAUUCUGAGAGUCCUAGCAAGUCAUUCCCUCCUCAGCUGCUCUUUAUCCAUAGACCAGAAUGGCAAGCCUGAGAGGCUCUAUGGUCUCACUCCUCUCUGCAAAUACCUUGUGCAGAACAAGGAUGGCCUGUCCUUGGCACCACUGGCCCUGAUGAACCAGGACAAGGUGUUCAUGGACUCUUGGUAUCAUCUCAAGGAUGCUGUUCUGGAAGGAAGCCAACCAUUCAUCAAAGCUCAUGGGGUGAAUGCAUUUGAGUACCCUGCCAAGGACCAGAGAUUCAAUAGGAUAUUUAACAAGGCUAUGGCUGACCAUUCUGCCAUGGUGAUGGAGAGGAUUCUGGAUUCCUAUCACGGCUUCAAGGAUUUGGAGGAGCUUCUGGAUGUGGGGGGUGGAGUUGGGUCUACUCUCAAUCUUAUAGUUUCCAAGCAUCCCCAUAUUAAGGGAGUGAAUUAUGACUUGCCCCAUGUUGUGAGAGAUGCCCCUGAUUAUCCAGGGGUUACUCAUGUUGGGGGAGACAUGUUUGAGAGCGUCCCAUCCAGCAGGGCUAUUUUUAUGAAGUGGAUUUUGCAUGAUUGGAGUGAUGACCAAUGCAUAAGGAUUUUGAAAAAUUGUCACAAGGCAUUAUUAGAGAAAGGGAAGGUGAUUGUAGUGGACUGCAUUUUACCAAUGGUUGCAGAGACCUCUUCUUUUGCUAGGCAAGCAUUUCAUGUAGAUCUUUUAAUGUUAGCGUACAAUCCAGGGGGUAAAGAGAGGACAAAGGAGGAAUUCAAAGACCUUGCGAAAGCAGCAGGAUUUGUAGGAGAUAUUAAACUUGUUUGUUGCGUCAAUGGUUUAUGGGUUAUUGAGUUUUACAAGUGAGUUUGAUGAAUGAUCAUUUUGAUAGCUCUUGGAAAGUAGUUUGUGUCUUCUAUCAUGAGGAACAAGUUGGUGGGUGUGUACUAUGCACCCUUAUUACCCUUGUAAAAAAUAUUUCAUCCUUCAAUGCUAGGAAGGAUAAACACCCUACUUAGAGUUUUAUUUUCUUUCUUCA
Molecule: messenger RNA, 1343 nt
Organism: Cryptomeria japonica (Japanese cedar)
Lineage: Eukaryota; Viridiplantae; Streptophyta; Pinopsida; Cupressales; Cupressaceae
Product: caffeic acid 3-O-methyltransferase
Exons: 3
Coding region: 92-1171 (359 amino acids)
Biological process (GO): methylation
Molecular function (GO): S-adenosylmethionine-dependent methyltransferase activity; O-methyltransferase activity; protein dimerization activity
Source: RefSeq, a predicted model, not a curated record